AUGGUAAAAUCUUACCUUGAAAGUUAUUUUUUGGUGGGUAAUAUGAAUAAAACAGAUCGGAUGACAGCAAAGGACAUGGUAGAACAACUUCAAAUUCUUGCUAAUAAAGGUGAAAUUCAAGUUGAGGAUGUUCCAGAAAUAACAAAAGUUGCAAAUUGGAUUACACGGUAUGCAGCAAGCCUGAAAAAACAUUCAGCGGAGAUAUUAGUAGAAGGAAGUAAUACCAUCAGAAAUUUAAAUAAUAAUUUUCAAGAAAUGGAAGAAACGGAAGAAACAGCAAAAUCCAGUAAUGAAAAAGGUAUUUUUGUGAAAUCAACAAUGGAACCUCUUCUUAAUUUCUUAUAUAGUUUGGAAAAUACUGGAAAUACUUUUUAUAAUUGUUUUGUUGAACCAAUUCUUAGAUUAAUAAAUUUACCUCCCAAAGACUUGACUUUUGGCAGGGAAUCAUUACCUUUACGUUUUUAUGAGGAAAUUCUUCACUCCGAGCCUUAUGUUCAUACCGAAC
Messenger RNA from Dentiscutata erythropus, 505 nucleotides. Lineage: Eukaryota; Fungi; Glomeromycota; Glomeromycetes; Diversisporales; Gigasporaceae. The record is from the annotation of a GenBank genome assembly.